This is a messenger RNA of Diceros bicornis minor, 2733 nucleotides long. RefSeq names its product ral guanine nucleotide dissociation stimulator-like. The transcript is spliced from 9 exons. Gene Ontology annotation, molecular function: guanyl-nucleotide exchange factor activity. Gene Ontology annotation, cellular component: plasma membrane. NCBI's taxonomy places the organism in Eukaryota, Metazoa, Chordata, Mammalia, Perissodactyla, Rhinocerotidae. Gene Ontology annotation, biological process: positive regulation of GTPase activity; Ras protein signal transduction. The record is from RefSeq and is a predicted model, not a curated record. The coding region runs from base 84 to 968 and encodes 294 amino acids.
UGACCACCAAGAAGCUGCUGAGGGAGGAGAAGCCUGACUUCUUGGAGUUCCCUCCCCGGCUGGUGGCAGAGCAGUUGACACUGAUGGAUGUGGAGCUCUUCAAGAAAGUGAUGCCCCGCCACUUCCUGGACUCCAUCUGGUCCCAGUGGGACAACAGGGCCAAUGAGCACCUGGCACCCACCAUCCAUGCCACCAUGACCCACUUUAACAGAGUGGUCGAAUGUAUUGUCACCACCUGCAUUGGGGACCCGAGCAUGAUGGCCCAGGACAGGGCCAGGGUGGUGGAGUUCUGGAUCCAGGUGGCCAAGGAAUGCCAAGGCCUGAGGAACCUUUCUUCACUCCAUGCAAUCCUCUGGGCUCUGCAGAGCCCCUCCGUUCAUCAUUUAAAAAAGACAUGGAGACGCGUGUCCAGGAAGAAUGCUCGAAAAUUUAAAAACUUGAUGAAAACGGACCAGCGGGAGAGCAGGAAGCUUCUCAAGGAGGAGGUGACCUCUGUGAGGGCCACCCUGGAGAUGGACCCCCAGGGAGCCCAGGAGAGGCAGCAGCAGCAGGGUCUCGUCCCCUUCCUGGGCACGUUCCUCAAUCACCUGAAGCUGCUGGACAUUGGGAUGGAGGAUGAUCUGGAAAAACUCAAAGUCAUCCGGAGGAUCCAGCUGCUCCAGCAGGCUGCAAAUGCUUAUGACCUGGAGCCCGACGAGCGAUUUGGGGCCUGGUUCCAGGCCAUGGAGCCCAUCAGUGUCCGUGAGAGUUACUGCCUCUCCUGCCAGCUGGAGCCCGCACAUCAGAAGGCGAGCAAAAUGCGGCUCUUCAAGAGAAAGAGGAACGGGACAUCCUCCAGUUCAGGGCCGACUGCCACGUCCAUGGCAAGGAGCCGUCACACUCUGGAGACCACAAGUGCAGCUCCUCGUGACCAACAGGGACACUGGGGCCCUCGGGGUGCACUGGGCCAGCUCUUCCCCCCUGAGUGAAGGAGGACAUCCUAAGACUUUCCCUGGUUUCCCCUAAAGCCCCAGAGGGAGGGCACGACCCUCUCCAACUCCCUGACAUCUCCACCCCAGCGACUGUUAACCCAUUGGGGAGGAGCAAUAUUAUUUCUUUGAUAGUAAAUGGUAGAUUUGACUCUUACGUUAUAUCCUGCUUCUGUCACAGCCUGGGUGUUGUGGUGUGGUUCUUUCACUGCUUAUGCUCAUGUAAACGAGACACAGAAUCUCACAUUCCAUCUUGAAAUAAGAACUCGUGUAUCGUCACAGCUUAUUGUAUGUGGCAGAAGGGAGGGGGGAGGACCCGUCUCCUCCCUGGCUACCUAAUGACACCCUCAAGUCCUCCUUCCUCAGAGCACAGGUGCAUUUCAGUGUGGUUCACCUGGGCCCUCAAAUUUCCCUGGAUUUAGAGGCUGGAGGGACUUUCCCAGGCAGAGCAACAACCAGUGACAUGUGGGUGUCUUUCAAAUAGCACUUACCAGGACCAUGUCCUUCCCCAGGACAGUGGCUGUCUUUCUACAGCUUUUGAAGAAGAAGGAAUGUUUUCUGCUUCUCUUGUUGAGGUUUCUUUUGGUCAAAUAUUGGAACUUGCAGUUUUCUAAUCAGUCUCUGGAUUUGCAUCAACACGAAAUGAGGAAAAAAUGUAAAAAGAUAAAAGUUUAUUUGUGGAAAUGACAAAGCCAGAGGAAGACCAUGUGCAGAUGGACGAAGGACUGACAGGACAUCCCCAUCAGGCUGCCUCUAGGGCUCCCUGUUCACCCUUUGCCUAGAUUGGAAUCCUCCUGGGAUCCUGGCCCAUGACCUUGGAAGUCCUUUUCCUGCUUGUUUCCAGAGGGAAAGAUUCACGAUGCAGCUUUUAAAGCUACAACAGGACUUUGUUCCAUAAACCUCACCGCUCCCUGUGAACUAGGAUUUCCAGCAUCCCCGCACUUCCUUAUAUGAUUCCUUUCGGGCAGAAAUUCCCUAGAACUCCCCCAGCCUUUCUGUCCGGUACAUUGUGGCCAUUUCUCCCUGGCUGGACCUGAUGGAUCACGGUUGAGCUCUGGUUUGCCAGGAUAAUGGACCUUAAUCCUGGCCACUGAAUGACUCCCACUCUCCCUUGCUGCUCAGGGUGACAUCUGGGCCCGUAUGGUUCUGAGGUCCAUGGUCUCAGACAAUCACUAGUUUACCCACUCAGUCGUGUUUUUACUGACUUGUCCUAAAGGGGCAGCUGGGCCUGAGCCUAUAGAGCAGGUAGCCCCUGCCAGGGCACUGCCAUCCAGGAAAGAAAGAAUUCACACAUCGGUGUAGACACAUAAACACACACGUAUUUCCCACCAAAACCCCAAGAUGCAUGAACUACAGAGAUGAAAAGUGACUUCAGAAACAUCAACCAAUUGCAAAAGAAGGGUUUUAUUAAAAUCCUGACUCAAAUAAAAUGUAAAACCAGGAAAUAACCUUGAGAAAACUGGGAGACUUUGGAUACUGACCAGAUAGUUGAUUACAGGAAAGAUAUUUUUAUUUUUGUGUGUGAUAACGUUAUUGUGUUUGUGUUCCAAAAAUCUCUCAUCUGUAAGAGAAACUGAAAUAUUUACAGCUGAAAUGAUGAGCUCUCAGCCAUCUCAGCUGGUUAAUUCUUGGGGUGUUGGUGUGAGGAUAAACAAAGCCAGACGGUAUACGAGUUGAUAAGCUUUCAAGCAAGUGACAGGUUCACAGAGGUUGAUUUUUCUCUACUCUGAGAUUUCGCGAUUUUUGAAAACCUUCAGAACACAAU